Anopheles bellator is the source of this 5223-nucleotide messenger RNA. It is a transcript of the gene mew, whose product is annotated as integrin alpha-PS1. Bases 50 to 3496 code for a protein of 1148 amino acids. Gene Ontology annotation, cellular component: integrin complex; external side of plasma membrane. The transcript is spliced from 9 exons. The record is from RefSeq and is a predicted model, not a curated record. Gene Ontology annotation, molecular function: integrin binding. Gene Ontology annotation, biological process: cell-matrix adhesion; cell adhesion mediated by integrin; cell-cell adhesion. NCBI's taxonomy places the organism in Eukaryota, Metazoa, Arthropoda, Insecta, Diptera, Culicidae.
GUCUUUUAUCGAUGAUAUUUGGUUUGCUUGUUUAACCAAACGUUACAAUAUGCUCAUGCUUGGCGUGGUCAUAGCGAUAGUGGGUAGUGUUUCGAUGUUUAAUCUGGAAACGCGUCAGACCUUAGAUAAACACGGCCUACCGGGUUCAUACUUUGGAUAUUCGGUUGCUGGGCAUAGUCAACGUGGUACUGGAAACAUUACAAAAUGGAUCCUCGUAGGAGCUCCUCUAGGUCAAAAUAUGCAACCAGCAUCAAACCGCUCUGGCGCUCUGUUUCGAUGUCCAAUCUCAGUAGCACAUAACGAUUGCGUACAAGUUGUUACAGAUGGCUACAGAACAGAUGAUAUAGACGAUGAUAAUAACAAUGACGGUUUCUUGCCGGAGCAACGUCUGGAACCUCCAGGACUAGAUGAAAUCAAAACCAACCAGUGGCUCGGAGUUACUGUGGAAACGGGGGGUAAAGAAAACAAGAUUUUUGUAUGUGCUCAUCGUUACAUAAAAAUCAGCAAACCCCAGCCGUUUUCUUAUGCAUCAAAGGCAGCAGACAGUGAUUCUCCCGGUCUGUACCUAGGGCAAGGUGUUUGCUAUGUGUUAAACGAAGACUUUUCGUUUAGCUUUGCUGUUGAAGUAUGCCGUGGACGUUCCAUUGAACGUGAGCAUCAACAAUAUGCAUUCUGUCAGUCAGGAACAUCUGGGGCUGUUCUAGCAGAUGGCACCGCCCUGAUUGGCACUCCUGGAGCAAUGACGUGGAAAGGAACGUUGUUUAAUGUUGCCAUUGAAGGGGAUUUUUUAUCAAGGGACAAAUUCCAAUACUACGCUCCACACGAUAAUGUUCAUUCGCCUGUACCUAACUAUAGUUAUUUAGGAAUGUCAGUAACAGGCGGCCGAUUUUUUGGAGAGCAUAUGACAUACGCAGGAGGUGCCCCAAGAGCAGCUCAAGGAAAUGGCGAAGUAGUUAUAUUUUCAAAUCGCAACCGUAAGAAUCCCUUCGACCAUAUCGUUUCGUUGAUAGGCGAACAGUUUGGGUCUGGAUUUGGUAGCGCUAUUGCCGCCACUGAUGUAAAUGGAGAUGGAUUACCGGAUCUGUUUGUUGGAGCACCAAAUUAUUUCAACCGUACUGACGGAGGUGCUGUGUAUGUUUACUUGAAUCGAGGCAAUAGUUUUGAUCAAACAUACGAUCAACGUUUAACUGGUCGUUUAGAAUCCCGAUUUGGAACCGCGAUUGCUAACUGCGGUGAUUUAAACCGCGAUGGUUUAAACGAUGUAGCCAUCGGUGCCCCAUAUGAAGCGACGGGUAGGGGUCGCGUCUAUAUUUACUUCGGAACGAUUAACGGUCUGUCCGCUGAACCGGCCCAAACCAUCGACCCACCUGAUUCGUUCGCCAAGCCUAGCGAUUGGCGUACUUUCGGCAGUUCUCUGGCAGGAACCCAUGACCUGGACGGUAACUCGUAUCCUGAUUUAAUCGUGGGAUCCUAUGGGAGCGAUCGUGUGACUGCGCUGUUAGCUCGACCCAUCAUUAACAUUCGAACUUACGAAGAGCUGAAGGAUGAAAAUGGCGUAUAUGAACCAAUUGAUCCAACCAAAAACGGCUGCUUUGCAGAUCGUGCAACGAACGUCACAUGCUUCACUUUCCGGGCCUGUAGUUCUGUCGACGAUGCGUUUCUUGCCUCCAACGACGGCGACGCGUUAAAUGAAUCAUUCCUGUUCUUGCGGUUUACGAUUAAAGCCGAAACGUUUCUUAACGAUCGAAAGUUUUCUCGGGUCUAUUUCGGCAUGUCGCAAAACGAUUCCACAGGAACUUCAGUUACGCGUACUAACGUAUUGAACAAACGGUUUCGUCUGGCAACGAGUGCCAGUGCAAAUGAGACCGAUAAAACGUUCUGCCACGCCGUAACAGCUUACUUAAAAGAAGGCACCAGAGACAUACAGAAUCCAAUACAAUUUCGGAUUAAUUAUACUUUAGACGAGGAACAGCGCGAUGCGAGUGCAUCGAAUCCCAUGAAAAAUCGUCUUCCUCGUUUGGAACCUAUCUUAAACCGUACAGCGGCGGAGCGUAUCUUUACCGUGCCAUUCCAAAAGGAUUGCGGGGCGGAUGGCAUUUGUCGCUCUGCUUUGUUUAUUCAGGACAUUCAGUUAGUUGGACUAACGAGUAAUGGUAGUGAUACUUACUUCCUAGUAUUAGGACGGGAUCGUACUCUCACAUUAACGCUUAAGGUGCUCAACAGAGCUGAUUCGGCAUAUGAAACACAUCUCUAUGUCCAACACGAUUCGUCACUUACUUAUGCUGGUGCCAAGGGUUCAUCUAUAUGUGGAGCUCAUAACAUAUCGAUGGUGGACUGCAGUAUUGGAAAUCCGCUCAAACGAAAUGGUGAAAAACUGCUCGCAUUGCGCUUUGAUGCUCGAUCAUUAGAAGAAACAGGAUAUGGUCGAGGCGCUAAUGGACCAACACAAACUAUAUCGUUAGUGAUUUUCAUGAAUACAACAUCCCGUGAUGGAGAUCUGAAGCCGAAGUAUAUCAACCUAAGAAUUGUGCGAACGGCCAAACUUGGCAUUACAGGCGUAGCACAACCUGAACAAGUUUUUUACGGUGGUGGGGGUGUUCACAUAGUAGGCGAAAGUGCUAUACAGUCGCUAGACGAAAUUGGAAAGCCCGUUAAGCAUGUGUUCCAGAUGUUUAACGAUGGUCCAUGGCGCGCCCCGGCAGUUAAACUAAUGAUCGACUGGCCGUUGCAGGUAGCAAAUAACAAACCACAAGGCAAAUGGCUUUUGUAUCUGGAUGCUUUACCAACGCUGGAAAUAUCAAGCGCACGAGAUGCAGGGCAAGAUCGGAGUUUUUGUAAUGUGCUAAGAAAGCCCGAAAUAACAGGAGAAGGAUCUCCAGUUAAUCCACUCGGCCUACGUAGUUCGUCAACGAAAUCCAAUUAUUCCCCGCGCGCGUCGCGUGUUCGACGAGACCGUGCAAUGGUAUUGCGGCCCUCCGCAGCAGAUGGAGCUAUCCAAAUGGACUGUCUUAGCCAAACUGCCAAAUGUGUUCGCAUCGUUUGUGACAUAUAUGACCUGGGUCCAAAAGCUCAAGCCCUGGUAUCGAUAACAGCUCGUCUGUGGAAUACCACACUUGUUGGAGACUAUCCACGGGUGGACGUUGUUCGAAUCGGUUCGAGUGCGCAUUACACCGUCGAAGGACUUGAUGAUAUCGAUGUUCCUGAAACACUCAUGGUGCGCACUGAAGCAUUUCCGGAAAUGGGUCCUCCAGUUAUUGCUACAAAUAUACCCUGGUGGUUCAUUGCCUUAGCCGUCAUAGGAGGGCUUAUUUUGCUUGCCGCCGUCACUUACGUACUGUCACGUUUAGGAUUUUUCCGACGCAAACGUCACACAGGAGAAGAUCCCACGCUUAGCGGUAACUUAGAGCGACGUCAACUUCCAAAAAGCACAUUUGAUAGUGUGCACGAUUCACAUUCUGGAGCUGAACGUAAACCGUUCAUGAAUCGGCGUUCAUGAUAAAGACUGAUUGAAAGGUCGCCUUAGUCCAAACACCACCAGUGCCAUUUUCUUAACCAUGCCCAUAUACUUAAAUGUUUUCAUUUUCAUUUCCGCAUGCAUAGUGCAUUUAAUUAUUUUUUUUACUUUUCAGAUAGAAUUAAUGAAAACAGCUAAAUGUGUUUUUUUUUCAUAAAGUACACAUACGGCACUAUCUUGUACUAUGUCUUACAUUUGGUAUAAUCCCAUUUCUUUUAUAAGGCGAUAGUGCUUUAAAUUAUUCCUAUGAUCAGAUCAGAUGAUUUUAAUUGAAAAUAGUGUCCCGGUUUAUCCCCCGCUGAUAGAGCAGUCGGUAACGCUCGUCGCUGUCACCGCAGCUGGCCUGGGUUUGAAUCCCGGGAUCGGUUGUCAUUCAACCGGCCAUGGUUUCGAUUCCCGAUACCGGCGUGACAAGGGGGGUUGGCGCGGGGCUAACAACCCCCCCGCCCGUAAAAACGAACUGUUACGGUUAGCGCCAGAGAUAUUAACAAAAAAAAUGUCUCUGAUGCAGACUAAGAUCGCCCAGCGGUUGUAACGCGGUUGUAAUAAGAAGAAGAAGAAGUGUCCCGGUUCAACAAUUUUAAAAUUUAAUUUAAGUAGCACUUCAAUUCGCUAGUAUUCUGGAUGCAUGGUCCAUUUUUUACAAUUAGGCGCUUUAUUAACUUGCAACGUGCAAACAACUACUUAAUAUAGUUAUAUGUAUUUUAUAAUUAGGCAUCAGGUACCAACAGCUGACUAUACAUCUCUGGUAAUUUUUAUGCCUUGCCAAAUAAUGCGAAAUAUAGUUGUUAGUGAUCAUAUAAGAUUUUUGGGGUAUAUACAUUUUGUAUUUGUAUGUUCACACUUAUUGUUCUUUAAUAGUUCCAAUACUUAGUAUGCAACACUGUGGCCAAACUAUUCAAUUUAAAUGCGUUGCAUAUAAACCUAAUGAGCAGUAAAUUAUUAUAACUAAAUUGCAUGAAGCAUUGAUGGGGCAGAACCUGACGCCUCUUGAACGACACCAAAGGAUCUUCGGUCGCUACUCCUAAACACGUCCACGUCGUACAGAGAGGUAGCAUAUGUUUCGAAUAUACAAAAUGAGGUACACUGGUUCCACAACUUCUUGAAAGGAUGGUUAAUAGGUUUAGACUGUAUUUUUUGGAAAAAUAUUUAGAUUUGGAGAUCUCGGCGGAUGCUGGAUGCUCGACCAAGAUCGUUUGGCGGAUGUAGCCAGACAAGUAAGUUCCAAGAGCCAGCGUGCAACCAGACGUAGCAUCAGUACGGAGGCAGUAUCUAGUUUUCGAAAUUUCGUUAGAAUCCUCUAGUACAUUGCAGCUUUGGCCGACCACGAGGCUCAUGGCACCAGAGCUUCAAUAAUGAAAUCCCUCGAAUCGAUCCAAAUUUGAGCUGACUUCGGAUCACCCAAGAUGGAAGCUCUUAGCCUUCACCUAUAGAACGAGGGCUACUAGCAAACUACUUACGGAUGAAAUUAAUAACAGUUGUUUUUGCUCCCUCAUUUGUAGCUUUUUUCGUAAUGCUAACUAAUGCCAGCUGAAAUUUUAGAUUUUUUCAUGAAACAUCAUCCAUGUGUGUCUGAAUUCUCAUAGGCGAGGAUCAAAGAACAAUAACAUUUUUGUCGCACCAGUAAAGUCAACUACUAGCCAUGCCCUUGUCGUUCUUUUUUAAUUAAGUUUCUCGGUUGUCGAAUCGUACGAGCAACGGCUUGAAAU